Messenger RNA from Onthophagus taurus, 6200 nucleotides. RefSeq names its product Ubr3 ubiquitin ligase (gene Ubr3). Gene Ontology annotation, biological process: ubiquitin-dependent protein catabolic process via the N-end rule pathway; protein ubiquitination. The record is from RefSeq and is a predicted model, not a curated record. Gene Ontology annotation, molecular function: zinc ion binding; ubiquitin protein ligase activity. Gene Ontology annotation, cellular component: ubiquitin ligase complex; cytoplasm. NCBI's taxonomy places the organism in Eukaryota, Metazoa, Arthropoda, Insecta, Coleoptera, Scarabaeidae.
GUUCGCGUUGUGAUCGCGAGUCGUCGUCGGUGGGUAGAGGUGAAAAGAGUCGUCGAAGAAGUUAAUUUCGGUCGGUGAAGAAGACGUCGCCGAGGAGGGCCCCCCUCCCUACGUUGUAUUGUGUUACGAUAAGAAAAAAUUAAGUUGUAAAAGCGGAAUCGUCACGUUUGAACUGAUGACAGGGACGACGAUCGACAAGAGGCGCGUCGUGAAGUGACAAGAGGAUCGGGUUCGAGACGUGAAGAAGUGUUUUAUCAUCGACAUGUUCGGCGGUGGUGGCCCUUCGAGUUCCUCUUUUGAGGCGAAGGUGCUUAUGGCGAAAGGUAAACGAGCGACGGCCGCUUAUGUGCACGCCGAUUGUUCGGGUGCCACGAGCCCCAAACACCUGAACGAGGUGCUCGAUAACUUAUUAAAUCCGGCGAAGGCGAUCGACGAAUGGGACACGAUCGACUGGUGUAAGUGGUUGAUGGCAGGCGGAAGAACCCCCGAUGAAUUUUCAACGACAGUUCGUACUUAUGAUAAUCCAACAACGUGCGGAUUAGUUUGGACGCCGAAUUUUGUAGCAUACCGUUGCCGUACGUGCGGAAUAUCACCCUGUAUGUCACUUUGUACAGAGUGUUUCAAAAAGGGUAAUCAUCAACGUCACGAUUUCAACAUGUUUCUGAGUCAAGCCGGUGGCGCUUGCGAUUGCGGUGAUAUUUCGGUGAUGAAAGAGACGGGAUUUUGCGAUCGACACGGCCCCAAUAAAACGGCGAGUAAAGGGAAUGCCCCGCGGGAAUUAAUGUGCGUCGCUGAGGCGAUGAUGCCUCGGAUUAUUUUAAGAUUAAUUCAACAUUUAAGAGAAACGAGUAACGCGCCGGCGGAGACGCGGAGCCCCAUUCAAGACGCGGAUCGAUUUAUAACGAUGUUGAUCGAUUUUACGAAUAUGGGGGAUUUGAUGCGAAGGGUUAUGACCCAAGCUUUGACUAAUCCCCAAAUGUAUAGGGUGUUAAAUGAAGUUGGGGAGAACCCGGAUAGCGAGUACGGACAAUAUAUGGCGGAAUCUAAGCGAAUUUACGAAGACGCGUUGAGAACUUUACCCGUUCCUGAAGGAUCAGAUGAAAGGGGGAGCCCCUCGUUUCCGGAAGUGUUGCACAAAACGUUUUUAGAGGAGCUCGUUUUUUGGACUGUUAAGUUCGAAUUUCCACAGAAAGUGGUGUGUUUGUUGUUGAACAUUUUACCGGACGCUGAUUAUAAAGAGGCUUUAACCAAAGCUUUUGUUAUCCAUUAUAAUCGAAUUUCGAUGAUGCUUGAGAACUCAAACGACGUCGAUACUUUGAGUAAUCGUGUUGUUCAUGUUAGUGUACAAUUAUUUUCGAAUGAAAGUCUCGCGUUGAGGAUGACCGAACAAUUAAAUCUACUUCAUAUCAUGGUGGUUAGUUUAAAGUACAUGCUUGGGAAGAUACUUAUACAAAAUGUUUUACAUGAUCCAGACAAAAAUUUUCAUUACGUAGUAGAUUGCAGUCGAAAAUUAAUGAAAGAACAUUGUUAUUGGCCGCUCGUUUCCGACUUAAACAACGUCUUAUCGCACCGCCCGGUCGCUUUGAAGUUUUUAGCGGACGACGCCCUCGUCGAGAUGUGGUUCGCCUUCUUGUCGAUGUUCCAAGGGAUGAACGUGAACCACCGCGAAGUCCACCAACACAUCGAAUUCGAACCCAACAGUUAUUACGCCGCGUUUAGCGCGGAGCUAGAAGCGGCCGCUUAUCCGAUGUGGGCCCUCGUCUCGCACCUCACCGAUUCCACAACCGCACAUUUAUCACGAAAAUUAUUGACUGUGUGUUUGAAUUCAAUUUUGGAGUGGUUUGAAGCGAUCAAUUUUACAACUUCUAAUAUUGAGGACAGCUUACAAAUGUCGUUUCAUUUACCGCUUCACCGAUACUUCGCCGUCUUUUUAUGCCAAGCAGUUGCAAAACAAGGAGUGUCGUUAAACGAAGUUUUACCAUCAUCCGACGUGAUCCAUAUGUUGAUGAUGCACCCGCUUCGCGUUCAAGUAGCAUUCUAUGAAAUAGUAAACGGAUUAUGGGUUCGAAACGGCCUUCAAAUCAAAGGUCAAUCGAUGACUUACAUCCAAUGCAACUUUUGCAACUCAAUGGUCGACGCCGAUUUAUACCUAUUACAAAUUUGUUCAACCCGAAUACCAGCCGACACCUUUUUAAAAAUCUUAAUCGAAAAGUUCCACAUUAAAGAAUGGAUGAGUUUAGCCCCUUACCAAGCACCCCAAAAUUCAUUUUUCGACGGCGAACAAGACACGCCGAUGUUAGAAAGUUUUUUAACAUUUUUAGCAACUUUAGUUAGCGUCCGAACGAAUUUAGGCUUAUCAGAGACGGCUUUAAAUCGUUUAGAAAUGGUUACUUUGCUUUGUAUGGGUGAUAAAACCCACUCACAAUUAAUGGAGAUGAUGCCAGAACGGUGCGGAACAUCACAAAGCCGAGAUUUCGAAUCGUUAUUAGCUGAAGUUGCGAAUUACAAACCCCCGGCUUUAGAGUUAUGCGGAACGAUGCAACAAGGGCAAUAUUCGCCGAAAUCAAGCGUUUGGGAUAAACAUUUCGAUCCGAUUCAUGUUUUAUUAAGAGCUGUGCAUAGGAGAGAAUUUCAAACGUCAAUGGAUCGAUACACUGCUUAUGCUAAACAAAAAAAUAAAAUUAGAUCCGGUACGAAUCCUUGGCCGCCGUUUAGGACCCCAAAUCCAUGCAGCGAGGCUUAUAUUGACCCAAGAAAAAUUUUACGAUCAAGAGUAUUCCACGCGGUUGUUUUAGUCGUUUUAUACAAAGCCAUUAAAACGCAUAUAUCCGAGCACGUUUUGGCAUUGUUAAUUUUCCUUUUAGAACAAGCCAUAAAGGAGGGCGAUCCGGAGGAUAAUUCGUCGAAAAUGUGUACGAGCGGGCUUCAACCUCAACGCCAAAUGAACGAUAUGGACGUUGCGAAUUGGUUCGUUUCCGAUUCGUUAUCCGAAAAUUUAAGAACCGUGAUUGAGAGGGUUAUUUUAACCCCCGAACCGGAAGUAACCCCGUUAAAUUACAGUUCUGAUAGUGAUUUAGAAUGGGAUGGGGGUUCCGAACCCGACGCUGAAAUGAGCGACGAAGUCAUGGCGGAACCCCAUGGAAACGUUUUAAUGUUGGAGGAAGCUGAAUGGAGCCACACCCCAAGUAGUAGUAACUUAAUGGUGCUUAUGCCACCGAGUAGUAACUUAGAAGACGUCGCUUCUACACCGGGGAGUUCAACUCAAAGUCAAGUAUUAGCUUUACCCCCACCUUCAACUUCAACAUCCGGCGCUGCGGAAAAUAUGCAAGUUGCAGUCCCGGGGGAACGAAGCGUCGUUGGAGCCCCUUCCACCGCUUCUCAUUCGGUACCUUCGUUCGUAUCAGCAAUAACGAGAAGUGUAAGACCAGCCGUUUUGGCCGGAAACGAAGUGGGGAGAACCUCACAAAAUUGGCCCCACCGUUCAUCGACCAGCAAAGAAUUAAUUCCGUCCACAUCUUCUAGUCACCGCAAAUCGUAUCCAUACAGACGACGACAAAACGUUGAAAACGCCACCGUAAACCCCCCAACAGUUCGCGUCGACGAAAGCAUAAUCUCCCUCCUUUUAAAACUUCACUCGCAACUUUCCGGAUCGUUGGACAGCUUUCAUCCCGAAGAUGUCACCGAUGAAACGUUGGCGGGCGACGAAAAUAUGUACGGCGAUGGCCCCUUUUACGUUGCGAAGUUACUUAAACGAAUUUGGAAUUUGGACGAUGAUUGCAAACGGUUUAUUCAAGAGACGAAGGAAAGGUUAUGGCCGAAAUUGGAGGAAUGUGAGGAAAAUCCGCAAGAAACGAAAGAGGAUAGCGUUCGCGAGGAACGAAGAAGGCGGGCGAAAGAGCGCCAACAAAAAUUGAUGGCGGAGUUUGCCUCUAAACAGAAACAAUUUAUGGAGAAACAAAUGGAGGAAGAAGCGAGCGCGACAGAAAUGGAUUGGCAACCUGAAGGUGGCUUAAACGUCCAAGAAUAUGAUUGCGUGAUUUGUAAUCAAAGCACGCCUAGUACGGAGGAUAAACCAAUGGGAUUAGUCGUUUUGGUGCAAGCUACUAGUAUUAUUGGACAUAGAAGGAGGCAGUGUUACCCCGAAAGGGCCGUUUUACCAACUUGCGAAGAAGAAAAAGAUGGAUUAAGACGAGAUGACACGCUUAUAACCGAAUUUGAUAGGAGGGUGGAACAAUUAGGACAACAUUUCGACCCACAAUCUUGGUUAUUAUCAAUUAACGUUGGAUGGGAAGGUGGAGUUCACGUCCAAACUUGCGGACAUCACUUACAUUUAGACUGUUUAAAAUCUUAUUUACACUCGCUCCGAUCGCAACAAAGACAACAAAAUUUAUCCCCUGAAAAAGGUGAAUAUCACUGCCCGUUAUGCCGCCAAUUAGCGAAUUCGGUACUUCCCUUAUCCCCACAAUUGGGGGAUUGCACCCAAAUGGUGCGAUCGCGCCCCACGAGCAUGGAACAAGUCAUUAACGAGUUGAGCAGCGUUUUAGGGGAAACGCACCAAAAGCCGAACAAAUCGAAUUUGAGCGAGGCGAUGAGUCGAGCGAUGGAGGACAUGACGAAUAAUGCGCAAACCAAGCCGAUGUUUAAAAUACAAAAUCCGCAGUGUAGCAAUCAAAGUUUGUUUUUAUUUGUGACGUCGAUAGCGCGCACUAACCUCGAAAUUGCGUUGACUCAACGAUCGGGAACUUUGGUUACUACUGGUGAACCUUUGAAUCCUUUGUUACCUAAACGAGAUUGCAUAAUACCGUUACUGCACGUAUUAGCUUUACACGCACGAGUUUUAGCCUUGUGGCCAGCAUGGAUGAAUCUGCAACAAUUAUCCGGUUACCCUGCGACACCCACGAAUGCUUUAGCGGCCGUGGACCGAGAAGUUCCUUUGUUAUUACGCGAUCCCAUCGCUUUACUUUUACAGUUUGUUCUGUUGUUACCACUCCACGUCGAUCAAGUUUAUUUUACUACAAUAGUAAAAGUUGUAUAUAAUCUACUUUAUUAUCAAGCUGUAUGUCAAAUAUCAUGUGGUUUAACCGGUCCAGAACGAUUAAAAGCGUGCGAAGGAGCUUCAACGUCGCAUAUUGACUCAUUAGGGGCAGCUUUGCUCCUUAUUAAUGAGGUUCUUGGUGAAACUGAUUUGUAUACGAUUACUGAUGAUGGAGCGGCGUCUCAAGAACCCCAAGUGAACGUUAUUGCCCUCGAACAACAAAUACAAAAAUUAUGUUUGCCGUUUUUACGAGUAGCCACACUUUUACGUCAUCACAUCUACAACCAACCGCUUCCCGACAUCCGCGCCCCUCAAUCCGAAUACGUCCGUUUGGUUUAUUACUUAGAACUGGUGACGGAGGGUAUGGAUUGGGGUUGUUUUAACGCGGCGGUCGCUUUAAAUUGGUCCUCGGGCGCCCCGGAGCCAAUCCAUCGAAAAACCCCAAAAAUUUGGUGCUCACAAUACGCAGCUUUUAUCGCAAAAAGUCAAAUUGCAGCUCGCUCAUUUCUAAUUGAUCAACAUAUUAGUUGGCACGCGCCGAGGCUUUUAGAUUUACCUAGAGAGUACGAGAAAAUUUUUACUUAUUACCAUGAGAGGCCGUGCACUCAAUGCCAUUCGGUACCAAGCGAGACAAGCGUAUGUUUAUUAUGCGGAACGAUCGUUUGUUUAAAACAAAAUUGUUGCAAACAACAAAACGUUUGUGAGGCUGUGGCGCACUCGUUGGAAUGCGGAGCUGGAACUGGAAUUUUUUUGGUUGUUACAUCGACGUAUAUUAUCGUUAUUAGAGGACAAAGAGCUUGUUUAUGGGGGUCGUUGUAUUUGGAUGAUUUUGAAGAAGAAGAUCGGGAUUUAAAACGUGGAAAGCCGUUAUAUUUAAGUAGAGACCGUUAUAGAUUAUUGGAGCAACAAUGGUUGGCGCAUCGAUUCGAUCAUACGAAGAAGACGUGGGUGUGGCAUCGUAACGCGCUGUAAGAUGAUUAAAAAGCCGCCAAAUAAAAAGUCCUUUAAUUGCUGUCGUUAUAGGUAAAAGAUUUUGCUUCAACAAGAUAAAAAUUGCAUGUUUUCUUUUCUUCUUCGCAUCUAAAACGAAAGUGAACCAAAAGAAUUUAACAAAAAAACUACUAAAUAAUGAAUUUGAACGAACGAAAUAAAAGGUUUUUAGUUA